AUGGGUGAUGAAAAAAUGGCAGUUAGACUCAUUUUAUGCAACCUAAGAAAAGAAGAACUGAAUGUAAGGGCAGCGACAAAAGAAAUUGAUGAUAUGGAAGGCUCAGGAACUGUCAAUAAACGUGUGGCACAAAACUGGUUCAGACGUUUCAAGGACGGUGAUACCAGCCUCGAAGACAAACCCAGCUCAGGGAGACCUUCUGUAGUGGAAGAUGAGAUCUUACUUGAAAUGUUUGAACAACAGCUAAGCACAAGCACUCGUACAUUGUCCUCAGUACUUGGUCCUUCACAUAGCACCGUAAAUCUCGACACCUCCAUCGCUCGGUCUUGUGAACAGACACUAUCAAGAAGCUACUCCUGA
Messenger RNA from Octopus bimaculoides (California two-spot octopus), 360 nucleotides. RefSeq names its product histone-lysine N-methyltransferase SETMAR-like. Lineage: Eukaryota; Metazoa; Mollusca; Cephalopoda; Octopoda; Octopodidae. The record is from RefSeq and is a predicted model, not a curated record.